AUGAGUAGUAAGAUUUGCAGUGAUAAUAGUUAUAUACAUAUCUUAAAGAAGAGAGUGUUGCAAUUACUGAAUAGCUCUGAUGAUAAACAGAAUGCUGCAAUAAAUAUGAUGUAUAUGAAACAAUAUUUAUAUGUAUUGAUCAGAAUACUAUUAUGCAAUGAAGGAAAAUCGGAAAUUCAGGAAACAAAUAAAGAGAGUGCGGCAUGUAAAUCGGAAAAUACUAGCAAGUUGGUGAAGUGUUUAAUGCUUGCAAUAAAUGAUGGAAGAGCAAGAGAGCAAGAAGAAAAUGAAUGGAAUGAAGCAAUAGAUGUGGUAGAUGCAGAUACUAAGAUGCAGAAUAUGAAUAGUCUACAGUGGUUAAAGAUUGUCUUGCUGAUGAUGAUGGGAUUGUCUGUAGUGAAGAGACAUGCUGGUAAUAGACUGGAGGAUAGUAGAUGCAAAGCUAUAGAUAUGUGUGUGCAUGAUGGUGAUGGAGAGUGA
Molecule: messenger RNA, 480 nt
Organism: Ordospora pajunii
Lineage: Eukaryota; Fungi; Microsporidia; Ordosporidae
Exons: 1
Coding region: 1-480 (159 amino acids)
Source: RefSeq, a predicted model, not a curated record